Molecule: messenger RNA, 1062 nt
Organism: Diospyros lotus (date-plum)
Lineage: Eukaryota; Viridiplantae; Streptophyta; Magnoliopsida; Ericales; Ebenaceae
Product: acidic endochitinase-like
Exons: 2
Coding region: 14-916 (300 amino acids)
Biological process (GO): carbohydrate metabolic process
Cellular component (GO): extracellular region
Molecular function (GO): chitinase activity
Source: RefSeq, a predicted model, not a curated record
UCUGCAUCCAUUGAUGGCUAUGGCUGCAAAGGUCUUCCCACGGCUCACCAUCUUCUCCCUUCUGCUCCUCAUUUCUUUGCUCAUCCCCUCUUCCCAUGGGGGCACCAUCUCCAUCUAUUGGGGUCAGAAUGGAAACGAAGGCAGCUUGGUCGACACUUGCGCCUCCGGCAACUACGGCAUUGUCAACGUAGCUUUUUUAUCCACAUUUGGCAAUGAUCAGACUCCAGUCCUCGACCUCGCCGGCCACUGUGACCCAGCCGCCAGUACCUGUACUGGCUUGAGUAGCGACAUCAAAGCCUGUCAAGCUAGCGGGAUCAAGGUGUUGCUCUCCAUCGGCGGCGCCAGUGGCAGCUACUCUCUCAGCUCAGCCGAGGACGCCCAGAACGUAGCAAACUACUUGUGGAACAACUUUCUUGGCGGCAAUACAGGCGCUGGGCCGUUGGGCGAUGUUGUGUUGGACGGGAUUGAUUUCGACAUUGAGAGCGGCAACCCCGACCACUGGGACGACCUAGCUAGGGAUUUAUCAGCUUUCAACCAAGGAAAGAAGGUCUACUUGGCCGCAGCCCCACAGUGCCCAUUCCCAGACGCCUCGCUAAAUGGUGCACUUUCCACCGGCCUCUUCAACUACGUCCAGGUCCAAUUCUACAACAACCCUUCCUGCCAGUACGCAGACAAUAGUGCCGACAAUCUCUUAAACUAUUGGAACCAGUACUGGACAACCAUUCAAGCUGACCAAGUACUCCUGGGGUUGCCCGCAGCUCCUGAAGCCGUCACCAAUGGUGGCUAUAUUGAUCCUAGCGUGUUGGUGUCUGAUGUUCUUCCGGCUAUUAAAGGUUCUUCUAAAUAUGGAGGUGUGAUGCUUUGGAAUAAGUUCUAUGAUAACGGCUAUAGCUCUGCUAUCAAAUCCAGUGUUUGAAAUUCCUAUUAAUUCCUUUUGAAUAAAUGGCCCUCUUGAGGUUUAUGGAACAGUGAUACUAAAUGUUAUUUGAAUAAUAAAGUUAAUUCCUUCAUGAUCAGAAUGCUUUCUGCUUCGUCUUAUUAAAUAAAAUAUUUUUAAUUCAA